Gadus macrocephalus (Pacific cod) is the source of this 508-nucleotide messenger RNA. Its product is annotated as transcription elongation factor 1 homolog. Gene Ontology annotation, molecular function: RNA polymerase II complex binding. Lineage: Eukaryota; Metazoa; Chordata; Actinopteri; Gadiformes; Gadidae. The coding region runs from base 165 to 416 and encodes 83 amino acids. The record is from RefSeq and is a predicted model, not a curated record. The transcript has 4 exons. Gene Ontology annotation, biological process: transcription elongation by RNA polymerase II. Gene Ontology annotation, cellular component: transcription elongation factor complex.
CGUGCGGCGUCUCUAGUAUAUUGCUGUGCUUUCAACCAAUCACGAAGCUUGUGAGACCUACCGGAUCUAGAGGGAGACUUCCUCCUGGUCGCAACGUGUGUUUACGCUUUUUACAAUCUGGUAGAGGUAAAAGAGGCUUAUCGUUGGGUUAAACGAAGUGUAGAAUGGGUCGUCGCAAGUCCAAAAGGAAGCCCCCUCCUAAGAAGAAGCUGACGGGGGACCUGGACACGCAGUUCACUUGUCCCUUCUGUAACCACGAGAAGUCCUGCGAUGUUAAAAUGGAAAGAACCAGAAAUACUGGAAUAAUAUCCUGCACCGUCUGCCUGGAGGAGUUCCAGACACCUAUCACAUAUCUGUCAGAGGCCGUGGACGUGUACAGUGAUUGGAUCGAUGCCUGUGAAUCAGCCAAUCAGUAGUCCUAGCAGGGCUGUGGACCUCUUGGUGAUGGGGGAGGAGGAGGAGACCGAUCGCGGGCCUGGGAUCGUCAAAGCAAGCCGAGUGCUGAUUC